Populus euphratica (Euphrates poplar) is the source of this 1309-nucleotide messenger RNA. RefSeq names its product probable LRR receptor-like serine/threonine-protein kinase At1g53440. The coding region runs from base 104 to 1249 and encodes 381 amino acids. The transcript is spliced from 7 exons. Gene Ontology annotation, molecular function: ATP binding. NCBI's taxonomy places the organism in Eukaryota, Viridiplantae, Streptophyta, Magnoliopsida, Malpighiales, Salicaceae. The record is from RefSeq and is a predicted model, not a curated record.
UUUUGAUGAUGGUCCGAAGAAAGGAGAAGGAAAGCUGAACAUGUAAUAACGGCAACUUCAUUUUCUUCUUCCUUUUUUUUCACUUGCAAGAAUAUUAUUGUCUAUGAAAUCCCAACUUCUGAUCAUUUUGUAUCAUGUGCACCAACUGCUUGCAUGUUGUUCCUACUCAAGCAGUGAACCAAACAGGAAUUCUAUACUUGAUUUGAAAAAUAAAUGUCGGGGAAAACCAAAGUACAAUUCCUUAUAUAUAAAUUGUGGAGGAGGAGAGACAGUUGUUGAUGGGAAAGUGUUUGAAGCAGAAAGGACAACAUCAAAUUACUAUUCAGCUCCAAGAAAAAAUUGGGCUUAUUCUUGCUCUGGAGACUUCGGAUCGAAAACUUACGAUUCCAGUGAUUACAUAAAAAACGUGGACUGUGGAGUUUGUGAUUCUGCUGCGACACAGUUAUACAACUCAACUCGCCUCUGUCCUCUUUCUCUGACAUAUUACGGCUUCUGUUUAUUUAAAGGAAAUUACACUGUGAAACUUUACUUCGCUGAAACUGUUUACCAAACUGAUGAAGAUUAUUCGAAUUUAGGGAAACGUGUUUUUGACGUAUAUAUACAGGGGAAGAGAGUACUAAAAGACUUCAACAUAAAAGAAAUGGCCAGCGGCACCAAUAAGACAUGGACUGCAAAUUUCACAACAUUUGUUGGAGAUGAUCAUCUAUUGAAUAUCCAUUUUUUCUGGGCUGGAAAAGGAUCUUUCCGGGAGCCAGGUUUUUCCUAUGCACCUGCUGCACUGUCUCUAAAUGGACCCCUUGUGGCAGGCAUUUCUGUAACUGCAAACUUCAAAGUUGGUGGCAACACUGGCAAGGGACUAUCUCCUUCACAAAUUGCAGGGAUUACUGCAGGUUCAGUAUUUGCUCCUCUACUUCUGUUGGCUUUCAUGUGGAAAAUGGGCUGGCUGCGGAAAAACCAGUUGGAUGAAAUAACUAUAGAGGUCCAAGGAAUAUCUUUCACCCUCAAACAAAUAAUCGAUGCUACUCGAAAAUUUAGCCCCAAAAUGGAGAUUGGCAGGGGACGCUUUGGAAUACUAUACAAGGCUGAAUUGCCGAACGAGAUAAAAUUAGCAGUGAAGAAGAUUUCUCCUCAAUCAAAGCAACAUGGAAAAGAUGAAUUACGAAGGGAAAUCUUCAACCUGAAAUAUUUGAUCGUGAGAAUCUUGUUCAAUUGUUGGAUGGCUAUUCUAUUAAAGACCCGCAUCUGCUAGUAUAUGACUACAUGCAUAAAGGCUCCCUUCACCAUGCGUUGUUUGGUAAUACUGCCAUCA